This is a messenger RNA of Punica granatum (pomegranate), 513 nucleotides long. NCBI's taxonomy places the organism in Eukaryota, Viridiplantae, Streptophyta, Magnoliopsida, Myrtales, Lythraceae. The record is from RefSeq and is a predicted model, not a curated record.
AUGGCAAACAACCCAUAUGCUUCGUCUAUUAGUAACCUUUUGUAUGCUCAAGUUUGUACGAGGCCUAAUAUUGCAUUUGUUAUGGGAAUGUUAGGAAGAUAUCAGAGUACUCCAGGAAUGGACCGCUGGAAGGCGGCAAAGAAAGUCAUGAGGUAUCUGAAAGGGACCAAGGAUUACAUGCUCAUGUAUGGACAGAUGGAUGUUCUUGAGGUGGUAGGCAACUCUGACUCUGACUUCGCUAGUUGUGUCGACUCUCGGAAAUCGACCUCAAGAUACAUCUUUAUGAUGGCCAGCGGAGCUAUUUCAUGGAGAAGCUCGAAGCAGACUUUGACUGCUACAUCUACCACUAAGGUUGAGUUCGUUGCUUGCUUUAAGGCUACCUCACAUGGUGUGUGGUUGAAGAGUUUCAUCUCAGGGCUUAGAAUUGUUGAUUCUAUUGCUAGGCCAUUAAAGAUAUACUAUGAUAAUUCGGCUGCCGUACAAUUGGCUAAGAACUACAGAAGUGGAAGUUGA